AUGUCAUCACACAACGACCUCCUCCAAUGCGUGGGUAACAACAAUUUCUUCUACCACUACAAACAAAAACUUAAUCCCGAAAAUUUAUUCGUCAACCUCCGCAACGCAGCAACAAGCUGGGGCACAGAAAGCAAGCAAUACAAAGAAAUCCAAAAGAUGGUUCAGGAUCUACUCCGAGAAAUGCAAGAUGCAGGCGAAAAGACGAAUCUAUCUGGGCUGAAGCAGAAGCAAUUGCAAGAGGCAGAUGAUUUGUCUGCAGCGUUUGAGAAGUUGGAUUUGCAGUUGAAAGAUCAGGAGGCGGCUGAAAGAAUGGAGGAGUAGAUCGAUUAUGAGAUCUUAAAGGGCGACAGGAGUUUGCGGUGCUCAUAGAUUGCAUUUCACGGUGUUCAGGGUUUGUGAGAUUCAAGAUAUGAUAAUGUGUAUUUUCCAUUUCAUCAUGACGUCC
This is a messenger RNA of Aureobasidium pullulans EXF-150, 445 nucleotides long. RefSeq lists its product as uncharacterized. Bases 1 to 321 code for a protein of 106 amino acids. The transcript is spliced from 2 exons. The record is from RefSeq and is a predicted model, not a curated record. Lineage: Eukaryota; Fungi; Ascomycota; Dothideomycetes; Dothideales; Saccotheciaceae.